AUGUACAACCAUCUCCAAUACUUCGUCGCCGUUCCUGCCCCGAAUCCUCAAGAUGAUUUGUUGAUAGACACUGAAGAAAACAUGAUUGAAGUAAUCAAGGCUGCGAAGGCCCACGAUGUUUCCGUUUCCUUGAGUAUCGGCGGUUGGACUGGAAGUCGCUCAUUUAGUUACUUGGUUGGCGACCAAAAAAAUAGGACCACCUUUGCCGAGACCAUCGUUCGUGCGGUCAAGAAAUACGGCGUUGGAGGGAUCGAUUUGGAUUGGGAAUAUCAAAAUGUCCAAGGGAUUGGUUGUAACGCACUGAACAAAAAUGAUUCGGAGAAUUUCCUGGAAUUCGUCAAAGUUUUGCGCGCCAAACUGGGCCCCAAGUUCCGACUUUCGGCCGCGGUCUCGAUGAAAGGAUUCAUGUCAGCAGAUGGGAAAAACUAUCUGACGGAUGUGAGCGCAUAUGCCAAAGUGUUAAACUUUUUCACGAUCAUGGCGUAUGAUGUAUAUGUUUCGAGCAUUUCCAAAGUAGCGGGCCCGAACUCGCCUCUAUACUCGACAUGUUCAGAGCCGACGCAACGAUAUUCGGUCGCCCAAGCGAUCAAGCAAUGGACGACGACGGGAGUGCCGGCCCACCAACUAUUGCUUGGUAUCCCCGCAUAUGGGUACGGAUAUACGCUCAAAAACAACCGCAUCAUCCCCAGUCAUUUCUCCGGUAAAUCUGGCGUCACCAGUCAACUCUUCCAACCGCGCACUAACUCUACCCCGCCCGGUGGGAAAACCGCCGGCGAACCCUCCGGUAACGAUGUCUGUGGAGUCCCUAACGUCGCUGGUGGUCAAUGGUUGUUCAAGGAAUUGGCCGAAACUGGAAAGCUUUCUAAGGACCAAAAGGAAGGCUUGAAUGGCUAUGAACGACACUACGAUAACUGCACACAUACUCCUUUCCUAUUCAAUCCAUCGACCAAAAACCUGAUCAGUUACGACGAUUCCUUCUCGCUGAAAGAGAAAGCGUCAUAUGCUCUCGAGCACGGCUUAGGAGGCGUAGAGAUGUUCGAUGCGACCGGCGAUACCUCCGAUUCUGUGCUUCUGAAGAGCGUCAGACAGGUCUUCCUUUCCCCCUCAGAAAAGAAAAACUCUGCUCAUGGCAUCAGGGAUUGA
Molecule: messenger RNA, 1143 nt
Organism: Puccinia graminis f. sp. tritici CRL 75-36-700-3
Lineage: Eukaryota; Fungi; Basidiomycota; Pucciniomycetes; Pucciniales; Pucciniaceae
Exons: 5
Coding region: 1-1143 (380 amino acids)
Biological process (GO): carbohydrate metabolic process; chitin catabolic process
Cellular component (GO): extracellular region
Molecular function (GO): chitinase activity; chitin binding
Source: RefSeq, a predicted model, not a curated record